CUACCAAACCACAGCGGACCAUUACGACAGAAUGUCGUCAAAGAACAUGCAAAGAUUUUAUGGCUUACAUUUUUUUGUGAUAGUUUGUUGCUUCAAAAUAGGGAGUGGAACAUGUGACAACUUGGGUAACGUGUAUUAUAUUAGCAACGAAGCUUAUUACAAUUGGUAUGUUGGAAACAGCGAUAGCAACUGGAGCAAUAGCUCAUUUUGGGGAGGUCACGUUCAAAUUCCUUGGAAAGAAAAGAUCAACAAAAAAUGCUCAAAAGCACCAUACCAUUAUUUUGCUGUGUUAAAAGAGGAGCACGUGGAUAUAGCGGAUAUAGGUGAAGAUGUCGUUACAGCGGAAAUUUUCAUAUGGAAUCAGACUGAUGAAUGCAUUAGAAAUUCCACGGUAGAAAUGAGAAAUUGUAAUGGUCACCUUCUAUACAGAUUUACAUGGAACUACGACAUUUACCAAAACACUUUGGUUUGCUUUGAUAGAGUAUAUACGGAUUCUUGCCAGUCAUCAGAGUUUGUUUACUCUGCUGGAAACGUGACAGAUAGGUUCCUAAACUUGUCAUAAUCAUACAUACAGCUUGGAUGGUUAGACGCUCAUCAAAACGGGAAACAGUAUGUGCUGCCUGAUUAUGGCGACGUAAUUGAAGUUUUCGAAGAAUGUGUCGGUAUCAAUAAUUGGUAUCGCGACAUUUUCUUUCUGAAAGAGAGAAUGUCUCUAGAUAUACCAGAGAAUAUUCCUGUCAAGUAUGCACUUUGCUAUGUAUACAAAUACUACAACUACGACUAUGAUUAUUACGACAACUAUAUUGAUGGGGAAUAUUAUUAUGACGAGUAUUGUGA
Molecule: messenger RNA, 837 nt
Organism: Ruditapes philippinarum (Manila clam)
Lineage: Eukaryota; Metazoa; Mollusca; Bivalvia; Venerida; Veneridae
Exons: 6
Coding region: 32-562 (176 amino acids)
Source: RefSeq, a predicted model, not a curated record